AUGGGCAGAUUCAAGGGUCGAAGCACAGUAGCAUGUACGGUUUGUCACUCUCAGAAGCUGAAGUGCGACGGCGAACGAGCUCAUCCAUGUGGACGCUGCGCUCGUCGCCAACGAGACUGCGAAUACCCUGUGAAGACUACAUACGUGACCGUACCAGAAGCCUACCUUCGGGACCUUGAGAGAACAGCUGCAGCCUCUCGACCAUCAUCAUCCUUGACUCCCAGCUUCAAAGAUGAUGUACCAGAGUUUUCAGGACAAUCACAGAGCCCUUCAGAUCUAGGUACCUCAAGCAGCAGUAGAGUCGCAGCUCGAGCUAUUAUAUCCGAUGACUGCAGCGCAGAAAGUUUUGUCUAUGACCUCCGGCAGAUGGCGCUGCCUGAGAGUCCCGAUGGGCUUCAUCAGCAAGGCGGAUACUCAUAUGCGGUACUGAAAUCCGACUUGAUAGAUCCCAAAACGCAAUCGCAGGACAGGAGCUGGCUUUCAAGGGCGUCUCUUGUUUUUGCCCUGGCUACAACCUUCAUGCACGGAUCACAGCCAGCUGUAGAAACUGCGACUGAACAGUCUGAAACCCCGACACCUCCCGGAUCAGACUUGUUCGAACAAGCCGUCGCUUUGCUAAAUGUUUCAUCAGAGGAGCCUACAACAGAAGAUGUUGAGGCAUUAAAUCUCAUGGCCUUCUACUGCUACUCCUUGAAUCGCAGGAGAAUGGCCUACAAAUACGCGACUCAGAGCUUAGCAGUAGCCAAGCUCUUAUUUCUUGACAGGACUCCAAGUCUAUCGGCCUCUAGACGAGAGGUCAUACUCGAACAUCGAAAGCGCUUAUGGUGGACAUCCUUUUGCAUGGAGAGAAUGGUCGUGGCCGAGCUUGGGCUGGCCCCAGCGCACGCCGCGAAUAAGUUCGAUGUUGGACUGCCUUCUUCACGAGACAUACCCGAAUCAGAACUGGAUCAAUUUUUCGAUCCGAGUGUUCAGACAUUGCAGACACAAAUAUGCGAGAUCAAGUGUCAGAUAAUGGAAUCUGUCGGUCACUUACGACGGGUUUCAGAUCUGGAAACUAUGCUGUUCGAGCUCUGGCCGUGUUUCGAUACACUGCGGUCCUGGAAGGAAAGGGUACCUUCAUAUAUCUCAUUUGACUUCAAAGGUGGCGUACCAGAGGAUAUGAGCCAGCGAUCAUGCGCUCGCGGACUUGCAUCGCUAUACUUGAGAUAUCACCAGUGUUUUACGGUACUACUUCGACCAUUCUUCUCCAAGAAGCUUUCUCUUAGGUUGCAAGGAGUCGAUUCUGACAACCUCGAAUCGAAAUUAAAUGCAACAAUGCGCCAACGAAUUGAGCUACUGACCAAGGAAGGGCACGAUGCAGCAAGAAACAAUUGCAAGAUACUAAUGGACCUCUUCAAUCGUGGUAAAUACGCGCGAUUCGGUUAUUGGGACUCAGUGCACGCUUUCAGUAGCCUCUCCAUCAUCUCUAUUGCAAAGGCUGUCAUUCCCGAGCUUGCCGAAACCUCUGAGCUUAAUGACGAGCAUCUCUAUACCCAAUGUCGCCUCAUUUUGAAAGAAAUGGCCGAAGCGGGUAAUCCGGCUGCCAGAGAUCACAAUGCCUUGCUAGCCGACUUAGACAGCAUUGUCCAAAUGCUCACAACCAAUGAAGACGCCGGACUGAUUGAAAGACCAACAGAAUUUGAGGUUCCGUCAUUAGAAUUCUGCGAGGGCUUAUGGUCUGAUGUUGAUUGGGUAGAAUUUUUAAAUAACUGCUCUCAGUGGGCAUAA
Messenger RNA from Fusarium tjaetaba, 1767 nucleotides. Its product is annotated as c6 transcription. The transcript is spliced from 6 exons. Gene Ontology annotation, biological process: regulation of DNA-templated transcription; DNA-templated transcription. The coding region runs from base 1 to 1767 and encodes 588 amino acids. The record is from RefSeq and is a predicted model, not a curated record. Gene Ontology annotation, molecular function: DNA-binding transcription factor activity, RNA polymerase II-specific; DNA binding; zinc ion binding. NCBI's taxonomy places the organism in Eukaryota, Fungi, Ascomycota, Sordariomycetes, Hypocreales, Nectriaceae.